AUGGAGCACACAGCUGUAUAUCCCUCUGAUGCGCCCACGCGCAGCAGUCACUCUGCCGCCUCCUCAGUCAGUCAGUCCUCGCCCACUCAAUCACUGUUCUCGAAAGGCCAUUCUUCGCGAGGCUCCGGUUCUUCGAUCGCGUCCUCGCCUGUUCCGCGAGACUCGCUCGACAUGUUCGGCGCGGCGAAAAGACUGGAGGACGUCACAGAAGAGCCCCAUGAGAAGGACGAGUUUGACGGCUACACCCUGGUCAAUGACGGGACAUGUGACUGGAGUUAUUACGACAAGGCUCUCUCCAAUGACUACGGUCACCCGUCCCCUACCACGACUCCUGCAGACCCGGUUUGGAGCUUGGGCGAAACCGAUAACUGGUUGCUUAGCCCGGGGCGCCGUCAGCCAAAGAGAAGGAGGUCGAUGGAGCAACCACUCACGAGUCACGGCAAUCGCUUGGGCGGCAGGUUCAGUUCUCUGUCACGACGGUGGAAGAAUCGAUCUGCUGCCGGUCCUCAACUGUCGAUCGUCACGCACCACAGCUCACCUGCUUCUCGCUCAGGAUCCCUGGGCUCUUCACAAGUACGAAGUCCGGCUCUCAGUGCCAUUUCCAAGCACGAGGGUGGACUGCCUUCAUCGCCGACCUUGCCGUACGUGAAUGACUGCUCAUUCUCAGCUGAGGCCGCGCCUAUAGACAUUGUGCGAAGACCAGAGGAGGACGUGGCAGAGCCAGGGCAAGCCACAACGCCUCUGCUCCCACCUCUUCUUUCCGAGCUUGGCAAGAAAGACGAGCCCAUCCAUUCACCACUCCAGUCACCUGCGAUUGCUCCCACCACGGCACUAGUGACCUCCCUGCCGUCUCUGGAUACGCCCCUGUCAUGUCUGCCGUCGCCUCCCCUGUCCACGAGACCCUCGAUGGUUUCGAUGCACAGCAGGUCCCGCACAAACACCCUGACGAACUCUCCCUUUUGCGACAUUCCUUCGAUGCAACUCCUCGAGGAUGCUUCCGACCCAUGGGAUGCAAGACUUGGUCACGCCAACUUCACGAUCCACCCGGAGCCAUAUGUCCCCGACGUGUUCGACCUGGACUCGUACACCGAAUACCGUAAAAACUGGGAUCAAGCCCGGACGAAUUAUGCGAAGCAUAUCGCCAGAACUGUCGAGCAUUAUGGGUCUACCUCCAAAGUCUACAAGUUGACCGAGGAAAAAUGGGCUUCUAUCGACAAUGUCUGGCAACGGCAACAUGAUCUCAUGAGAACUGCCAUGGCUCCCGUUCUCGCUCGCUUGAGCGACGGGGACUCGGAGAUGCAGGACUCGACUGCAUCUAGCGCCGUCCUCGAGAAGCCAUUGACCAAGCUGGUUGUUCCUCUCAUUGACGACAAAAGCGGCAAAUUUCCAGAGCUCGGCGACGGCGAGAUCGUCGGACCUAUGUCUGUUGCUCGGCCACGGAUUCUCACCACUGACCACGACAAGAACCUCGGAGCAAAGAGUCCACCUCUGUCACCUCACAAGCGCAAUCUGAUCAGAUUCCUCUCAGACAUUUUUCAUAACUGA
Messenger RNA from Cladophialophora carrionii CBS 160.54, 1545 nucleotides. RefSeq lists its product as uncharacterized. The record is from RefSeq and is a predicted model, not a curated record. Bases 1 to 1545 code for a protein of 514 amino acids. The transcript has a single exon. Lineage: Eukaryota; Fungi; Ascomycota; Eurotiomycetes; Chaetothyriales; Herpotrichiellaceae.